Drosophila eugracilis is the source of this 1347-nucleotide messenger RNA. Its product is annotated as WD repeat-containing protein 89. The transcript is spliced from 3 exons. NCBI's taxonomy places the organism in Eukaryota, Metazoa, Arthropoda, Insecta, Diptera, Drosophilidae. The record is from RefSeq and is a predicted model, not a curated record. Gene Ontology annotation, molecular function: protein binding. Bases 79 to 1314 code for a protein of 411 amino acids.
UCAGUCAGCUCCAAACUAGCCAGAUUACCAUCGCUGUCGUAAUUCGACACACGUGCGAGUUAUCAACAACCAACAAGAAUGACGGAUUUUAACAAGUAUUGCCAAGAGGCGGCCGAAGAGGAGCUGCCGGACUCCGAAGACGAGGAAGACAUCGGCGACGAGGAUACUUGUAGCGCUCAGGAGCUUGCAGCUUUAUUUCAACACCAGUACAGGCCACAUGAUGAAACCGGUGUUUCCUUGCAGCGAGAAUAUGUGCUCAAUCUGUCAGCAGAUCAGGGAUUCACGCGGAUUGCCGCCGGAUUAUCUAGUUCCGCCGUUCAUAUCUACAACCUGGAUGCAGGCGCUGGAAAACUAGCCAACUUCAGCUUCUUGCCGCCUACAGAUUGUCCGAAACCAGUAAGCGUUUGUGGUGUGCGCUUUCUUGAUGAGGGACCACAUAACGUCCUGGUGGGCACCACCGAUGGCUAUGUGCGCCUCUAUGAUCUGCGUCUGAAGGGAGAGCAAGCAAGGUUUAAAUACACCCAGAAUGAGGGGAUUGCUCCGGUGCCCAAGUCCAUCACGUGUUUUGACAGGAACGGCAAUGGUCGAAUUAUAUGCUGUGGCACCGAACAGUUUCACAACAACUCGUUCCUGCUGUUCUAUGAUGUCCGGGAGCGUCGGCAAAUGGGAGUCUAUUGUGACAGCCACGAGGGCGAUAUCACCUCGGUCCGGUUUCAUGAACAGAACCCUGAUCUUCUGGCCACGGGCAGCGUGGACGGACUUAUUAACAUAUUUGAUGUUAAGGAGGCGGACGAGGAUGAGGCCUUGCUCAAUACCUUUAACACGGAGAGCAGUGUGGGCCGCCUGGAGUGGCACAAAAAUGUCUACGACAAGGACAUCAUAUCCUGCAUCACGAACACUGGUGAUUUUAAGAGCUACGAAAGUGAGGAAGGCGACGAGGUAGCCUCCUUUGAGCGGUCUUAUGUCACAGAGGCUAUUAGGCGGAAAAAGGCAGCAAAUUUCAACUUGAUUAGUGCCCAUAACCAGGAGGACGGAGGAGUCUUUCUACUAGCGGGCACAAAUUUCAACAAAGGGGAGAUCCUGCGAUCCGUGAGCGUAACAUCGAAAAAAAGUUUGCAGCCGUUGGCCAAUUUUCAGGGAAAUAAGCAAAUCGUUAGAGACAGUUUGUUUGAUAGCAAGAGGGGAUUACUGUUAACAGGUGGCGAGUCCGGCAUUGUUACAGUUUGGACACAGGAAUCAAGCGGGGCAAGCGUCAGCAGUGAUAAGCUUAAGGUCAAGAAGGAAAAGAAGUCUCGCAAGCAGGCUCCAUAUUAAAUUUUUUUAUAAAUAAAGAAUUUAAGUAAUUUA